AGGCCCUCGGUCAGGCCUUCAUGGACUGCUGCUGCUGCUGCUGUCAAGAGUGCCAACCAACUGCAGCCCAAGGCUCGCCAGGCUCCACCCACAUCAAGCUGAAGGCAUCUAAUGAGGCGUCCACCUUCUUUGACAAAGCUAAAGACACAUCAGCUAUCUUGUCCAUCUCAAGCUAGAGUCAGGAGUCUGUCUUCCUCCAGCAGUCUAUAGACCAACCUGCUCCUGGUCCACUGGUCUGCGUUAACUCAUGUUGCUGUUCUCUGAACGCUACAGCUCCUCUCUUUACAUCAUCUCUCCAUCCUUUCUCUCCUCCUUCCCUCAACAAGCUCUUGUGUUCAUUUUUCUUUCUGUCUCCACCUUCUCAAUGUCUUUUCCGACAGCAGGAACCGAGUUCUGGACUCUGAUCGGACUCUUCCCUCUGUAGACUGAAGCUGUGUGGUUUAUUCGUUCUUACAAAAAGUAAAUUAAGCUAAAUUAGACGAUUAGUUUCUGUAAAUGAUUAGGUCGGAGGAGAACGUUGGAGGUCUUCUGCUGGGACGAGAUGCUGCUGGGAAAAGAAGAGUUUGAUGGAAGGUUGGUGGUUCUGAUGUCAGAUUGUUUCAGGCCUUUUAAAGUUUAAGUGAGAAAUUUAAAAACACCUCUGGAUUUAUUUUGGCUUUUCUCCAAGGGUCAGAACUACACAUACAUAAUCAUACCCAGACCUUUUGGAGGUUGUUCUCCUUAUCAUAGAUCCAUCCUCUUUGAACCCAAUCAUG
Molecule: messenger RNA, 755 nt
Organism: Nematolebias whitei (Rio pearlfish)
Lineage: Eukaryota; Metazoa; Chordata; Actinopteri; Cyprinodontiformes; Rivulidae
Product: G-protein coupled receptor 37-like 1
Biological process (GO): positive regulation of MAPK cascade; adenylate cyclase-inhibiting G protein-coupled receptor signaling pathway
Cellular component (GO): signaling receptor complex; plasma membrane
Molecular function (GO): G protein-coupled peptide receptor activity
Source: RefSeq, a predicted model, not a curated record